AUGAGUGUGGGUGAGCUCUUCAUUCAGGUAGUACCAAGCUCUCACUUCAUUCGCUCACCUCGUGAUCGUCUUUGCUGCUCAUCACUCUAGUUCAGAUCGCGCGUUGGCCGACUCGCUGCCAUCCGAGCUUCGCACCGAACCGCUCUGUGACUUGUAGGACCAUACUCUGCGAUCACAAUGCACAACCCACAUCAGGUCCAUCGAGGAGACGCUCACCGUUCCCCAGGUCUCGAAUCGAUGCAUAUGUCACUCGACCCACAUCGCCGCGCCCCGCACACCACUAUCGACCGGUGACGAUCUCCUCCGCCACCCCCACAUCGUUCACUCGCGUCGUCAACGUCGAUCGAUCACUCGAAUGCAAUCCCUCACGCUUCUUUCUUGAUCGGAUCGAAGAGUCUCAACGAUGCGGCAAGCCCGGGGGUUGUCGGAACAUCUGUUGCACGGCCCGACUGAUUUCGUCGAUGUGCAGUCCGAGACCUUCAUCGGCUCGAGCACUAUCACCCCGUCUCGACCGCCUCGCGACUCCCUCAACCUCCCGCGCCCGUCAUCCUGCUCGUCGAGUCAUCCGUCCAAAGCCACUUCGUCUCAACUCGUCGUUCCAAACAUCCCCCGUACUUGUUUGGCAGUCACAAAGCGAACAAACGUCCGAACGGUCAGUGAGUGCUUCAACUUGUCAGCUUUCCCUUCCUCCACACAUCGCGUAUUGCAAGUCUGUACCCUCUUGUUUAUGUUUGACUUUUCUUCCGCUCCACCAGGUUUCAGAUUCCGGCCUGCGCUUCACUCGACGCUUUGAACUCCGACUCGCUCGAAACCGUUUCUAG
Messenger RNA from Microbotryum saponariae, 821 nucleotides. Lineage: Eukaryota; Fungi; Basidiomycota; Microbotryomycetes; Microbotryales; Microbotryaceae. The record is from the annotation of a GenBank genome assembly.